Messenger RNA from Cotesia congregata, 1671 nucleotides. NCBI's taxonomy places the organism in Eukaryota, Metazoa, Arthropoda, Insecta, Hymenoptera, Braconidae. The record is from the annotation of a GenBank genome assembly.
AUGCCCUACAAUAAUAAUAGCAUGAACAUUUAUUACUCAAAUAAAAACUUCAUUUUCAAUAGUAAAAAAAAACAAGUAUACAUAAUGAAUAAGAAUUUUAUCAAAUAUUAUGGAAAAAUUUUUUUCGUUAUUCAUCGGAUUAUUGAAUUUUUUGGUCGAUGGAUAUUUCUUCUUGCGGCACGAUUCUCAGGAGAGCCAGAAACACUGCCACCAAUCGAUGAUGGAAUAGUUUUAAUGCGAAGUGCAAAAGCUCUUUCAAUUAUGAUUCUGCUUAAAAAGAUAAAUUCCGAAACCGUCGUCCAGGCUUGUAUUGAUCGAAUCAAAAAAAUUCAGCCGGUACUAAAUUGUGUGGUUGAAAAUCGAUUUACGGAAGCCUUAAAUGAAGCUCGUGAAUGUGAUCGUAUUUUGAAAUUUGCCGAUCCAUCCAUUCUUGACCUUCUGAAAAAAGAAAAACCUCUGUUUGGGGUACCAUUUACAACUAAGGAUUGUAUAGGUAUUAAAGAUAUGAAACAAACUGCUGGAUUGUAUUCACGAAGAAAUAUUCAGGCCGAGAAAGAUGCAGACGUCAUUCAACUAUUAAGACAAGCUGGCGCGAUUCCAAUUGCUACUACUAACGUUUCUGAGUUAGCAAUGUGGUGGGAAAGUGCGAAUUGUAUAUACGGAAAAACCAAUAAUCCAUAUCAUACUUGGCACAUUGUUGGAGGUUCUUCAGGUGGUGAAGGCUGUCUUCAAGCUGCAGCUGGUGCACCAUUCGGUAUUGGAUCAGAUAUUGGAGGAUCCAUCCGAAUGCCUUGUUUUUUUAAUGGAAUAUUUGGCCACAAACCAUCGAGAGGUAUUGUAUCAAACGUUGGUCAAUAUCCGUCUCCACAUACUGAGAAGCAAAAUCAAUUAUUAGCAAUCGGUCCGAUGUGUCGUUACGCAACUGAUUUGAAACAUAUUUUAAAAGUUAUUGCUGGUGAUAAUGUUUCCAAAUUGAAUCUUGAUGCUACUGUGGAUAUUUCGAAACUAAAAUUUUAUUAUAUGGAAGAUGAUGGGGGUCAACUCUUUGUAUCACCCGUUUCUCAAGAUAUAAAACAAAAAAUCAAUAAGGUGAUUUGGUAUUUGAAAACAGGUUACAAAAUAAAAGCAGAAAAAGUUGUAAUUAAAAAAUUCAAAAAUAGUCUUGCGAUUUGGCUUGCAAAUAUGGUUUCUCCCGUUGGAGAAGAUUUUGCUCAUGAAUUAAGUAAUCGACAAGGACGUAUAACUAUUUGGUGGGAAUUCAUUAAGUGGAUGAUGUGCUCUAGCUGUCAUACAUUUAUCGCCUUAAUAACCGCAGCAUUUGAAAGUUUUGGUAUGAAAAGGGACGAUGAAAAAAGAGCAAAAUUAUUAACACAAACUCUUGAACUUCGCGAUGAAUUUCAUAAUAUGCUGGGUUCCGAUGGUGUCUUCUUAUAUCCAACUCAUCCAACGCCUGCUCCACUUCACCAUGAAACAAUAUUGAAACCCUUCAAUUUUUCUUAUACUGCGAUCAUUAACUGCCUUGGUUUACCGGCAACUGCUUGUCCUUUAGGGUUUAGCAAUGGUCUUCCAAUAGGAAUACAAGUUGUGGCAGGUCUUAAUCAAGACCACUUGUCGAUAGCUGUUGCGGAAGAGUUAGAGCGUAUAUUUGGUGGAUGGGAAAAACCAAAAUAG